AUGGACGAAUUUAGAGAAGAACUAUUAAAAAGGAACGAAGGAAGCGUUGUUGAAAUUGACUUUGAAAAAUUUGGUGUAAAGAAACUUUUCAAAAGGAUUUUUAUUUGUUUAGCAGCUUGUUCUAGAGGGUUUGUUGUUGGUUGUCGUUCGUGUAUUGGUCUUGAUGCUUGUCAUUUAAAAGGAAAGUUUAAUGGUGUACUAGCCGCUGCAACUGGUAUUGACGGUAACAAUUCUAUUUUUCCAAUAGCAUAUUAUGUGCUUGAAUCAGAAAACACACAGUCAUGGACAUGGUUUCUUGACUCACUCAAAAAAUCAAUUGGAACGCCAAAUGGUCUUGUUAUCUCAUCGGACAUGCAGAAAGGGUUAGAAGUAGCCAUCAUGAAUGUUUAUCCUAAUGUUGAGCCAGGCACUUAUAUAGCAACUUCAAGAAACACUUUCUUGGUGACUUCUUUAACACCAAACUAUGGGCUACUGCGAAAACCUAUCGUCCAACCAAGCAUGAUAGAAACAUUUAAUUCUUGGAUUGGUAAAUUGUGCUAUAAACCCGUGUUUGAUCUUCUUGACGCAAUUAGGGAAAAGAUUAUGAAACAAUUUGAUAAGAAAAGGAAUUUGGUGAAUACAUGGAAUGGGGUAUUGGUUCUUAUUGCUAAAAAUCAUCUCAACGACAUCGCUAAGAACUUAGGUGAAUAUGAGGUUACUAGAAGUUGUGAGAAUCAAGUUGAAGUGAAGUACAAGGGAACACGUUGGGAGGUCAACCUAGAUGAAAGAAAAUGUAGUUGUCAGGUGUGGCAAGUUCAGGGUCGACCAUGUGUACAUGCAACGGCUUUUAUUUCUUUGAUAAGGGAUGCUAACUGGGACAAAUAUGUUGAUCCCUAUUUCACUAUAGAGAAAUUUAAAUCUGCAUAUGCUUUUCAAAUUGCUCCAAUGCCCGGACAGGAUCUAUGGGCCAAAAAAAAUGGAGGGAAAAUAUAUCCACCUAUUAUCAAACGCCCACCUGGAUGA
Messenger RNA from Lactuca sativa (garden lettuce), 1002 nucleotides. RefSeq lists its product as uncharacterized. Lineage: Eukaryota; Viridiplantae; Streptophyta; Magnoliopsida; Asterales; Asteraceae. Gene Ontology annotation, molecular function: zinc ion binding. The record is from RefSeq and is a predicted model, not a curated record.